CUGACCAAAGGUUUUUUUAUGUUCUGUCUACAGGGACGCGUCAGGACAAAGACGGUGAAAAAGGCCGCACGGGUCAUCAUUGAGAAGUACUACACCCGUCUGGGCAAUGACUUCCACACAAACAAAAGGGUGUGUGAGGAGAUUGCCAUCAUCCCCAGCAAGAAACUGCGGAACAAGAUUGCAGGGUAUGUCACCCAUUUGAUGAAGCGCAUCCAGAGAGGCCCCGUCCGAGGCAUCUCCAUCAAACUGCAGGAGGAGGAGAGAGAGAGGAGGGACAACUAUGUUCCUGAGGUCUCUGCCUUGGACCAGGAGAUCAUUGAGGUGGAUCCUGACACAAAGGAGAUGCUGAAGUUGCUGGACUUUGGCAGCCUGUCCAACUUGCAGGUCACCCAGCCCACUGUUGGAAUGAACUUCAAAACACCCAGAGGAGUGUGAAUAUUUGUCAUAUACCCCUCAAUAAAGAAAGGAAAAAAAUAAACCUGUGUUUUUGUUGUACAAAAUAA
This is a messenger RNA of Anguilla anguilla (European eel), 503 nucleotides long. RefSeq lists its product as uncharacterized. Gene Ontology annotation, cellular component: ribosome. The coding region runs from base 19 to 435 and encodes 138 amino acids. The record is from RefSeq and is a predicted model, not a curated record. The transcript has 4 exons. Gene Ontology annotation, molecular function: structural constituent of ribosome. Gene Ontology annotation, biological process: translation. NCBI's taxonomy places the organism in Eukaryota, Metazoa, Chordata, Actinopteri, Anguilliformes, Anguillidae.